Manis javanica (Malayan pangolin) is the source of this 8121-nucleotide messenger RNA. It is a transcript of the gene RORC, whose product is annotated as RAR related orphan receptor C. Gene Ontology annotation, molecular function: nuclear receptor activity; zinc ion binding; RNA polymerase II cis-regulatory region sequence-specific DNA binding. NCBI's taxonomy places the organism in Eukaryota, Metazoa, Chordata, Mammalia, Pholidota, Manidae. Gene Ontology annotation, cellular component: nucleus. Gene Ontology annotation, biological process: regulation of transcription by RNA polymerase II. The record is from RefSeq and is a predicted model, not a curated record.
GAAAGAGAAAAGGAGGGAGGCACUGAGCAAACCCAGCUUCUCUCCCUGCCCUCCUUGGGCCGGUUCUCAUAUUCACAGUGCCAAGAACCAGGGCCUAGCCCACUAGCUCCCAGUAAACCUCAACAUGUGUAAUGUUGAUGCAACACACAUCCCAGGUCCUCCACCCUCCUCCUCCUGAUAAGGUACUCUCUUUCCAGCCCUAGGCCAGGGAAAUCCUGCUCCAGAUGUCCACCAGGUGGUAGCAUUGACCAAAUAAUAAUAAGGGCUAACGGCCGCACUGUUAGUACCAGGGAAGGAACUGUUCCCACGGUUAUCAUUUAUUCCUCCCUGCAACUGCCAUGAGGGUUAAGUACUACUGUUAUCCAAUGCGACCUUGGGCUUUACUCAUUUUAGGAGAAGUAGAACUAGGAUUAGAACCCACAGUGUCUGGCUUCAGAGCCUGGGCUCUUUAUCACCUCACUAUUAUCCCUAAGUGCCUGCUGCUGCCUCCCCAGCCAGGUCACUAAAAUGGGUCUCCUCCUUCCCUAGGAUGAUAGCGCUCCAGUCUUUUCAGUCUGUGAAGUCGACCCAUAUGUUUAACUCUAUCCCUAGUACUGUCUUUCUACUUCAGCCCCAAAUCCUCCCAUAACCUUUGGUAAGCAACUGGAUCAGUGCCCAUUUGAAAGUAGCUGGAAAGAAACAGAGGGCAUUUAACCUUCAUUUAUGCAUUGCUUCAACAAAUACUUAGGAAGGACCUGUGAGAUGCCAGGCAUUGGUACAGCAGUGAUCAAAACAGAAAUGAGAUCAGACAAGUUACAAAAUGAAUAAGUAAAAUGUAAAAAAAAAAAGUUACUUGUUAAGAUAUUACAGAGAAAAGGCAGGAAAGAGCAUAGGAAAAAGGGAGUAAGAUAAAAAGAAGAUAAGAUUAUAGUAAUGGGAAGAAGGGAGGGAGUGAAACAUUUUUUUCUAACCACAGUACUUUGUACCAAGUCCUGUACUUUACCUGUGCUAUCCCAGUUAAUCAGCCCAACCACUCAUUAAGAUAGGUAUUAUUCCCAUUUUACUGAGGAGAUAGAUCAUUGGGGUUAAGUGAACUUGCCUGGGGAGCAGUGCUAGCUGCAGGGGUACUUUGGGACUGUGACUCCUCCGAGGUCCCCCACCCUGCCCUACCACUCAGAGGUAGUUGUGCGGGGGAUUUCAAGUCCACUCCGCUCAAAAGCAGCUCACUCAGUGUACACAGCUGUGAACUGUCCCCCUGUGUUGGAACUUCCCGGCUAGCUAAAGCCAUAGAAACUUGCGAAUGUGAAUAAGGUCCUAAGAACCACUCCUGCAUGCAGACUGCUCUGGUCUCAGAAAAAGUACACAAACACAAGUCAGGACAGUUAUUAUUGUCCCUUUUUACUGAUGUGGUAAUUGAGGACUAAUAAAAGUCAGACCACAUUCUUAUCCAAGUCUUUGGCUCCAAAAAUCAGAAUUCCUGCCUUUUGACCCUCCUUAUUGCACCCAAGCCUAAAUGCCACAAAUGUUAAUUGAAAGGUAAGUGGCAUAAUCAGGGUCAUCAUGGAAAGUUCAGGGCCAGGAGCUGGGGUCAAACUCCCACUAUUCCCUCCAGCCACAGCGGCUUCUGUGACCAGAAUGGGAGGGGGUGGAGACUGUAAGGUCUACAGAUGUUUAUAGAGCCUAGUUUGUCCCUUUUUUAAUGGCUGAGGGAGGUGGAGGUACAGCCCCCUCCUUAAGUUGCUCCAGUGGUUUGAGGAGUCCCCAGGCAUGGACCUCCUAGGGAGGGCCCAAAGAGAGGUGGUCCUGGUCACUUGAUCAGGCUCCCCCAAGGGGUGACCCAAUAGGGAUAGGGCUGGGUGGUAUGUGGCAGGAAGGUUGCCCAGGGCCCAUGGUCUUUCCACCUUCACAGCCCCAAGCCCUCCCUGGAAGGGCAGGCUUACAUUGAGUUUUGAGUGGUUUCUGUAGUUUAGGGGAUGGGGACAGAGGGAAAGAGAAGUUGGUGACUGCUCCCCAGUUCCAAGCCACCACCACCGUCCUCCACCUUCCCUCACCCCAGGCUGCUUGCCCCCUGCAUUGAGAUUCCCCAGCCUGGUAGGGGAACUUGGGUAGUGGGGGGUGAAAUGAUUCUUUGAUCCCUGUCAGCUUCUUUCUUGUAUAAGAAUGUAAGAAUAUAUUUGAGGAGGAAAUAACCAUUGCUCUGCUUUGAAAGGACUGAUUCCUCCAGAAAAGGGGCUGUGAUCAGAGCAGGAGGGAGGAAGGUUAGGUAUAAGGGGAGAUUUCCCAAAAGAAUGAGCACAGUACUUUCCUGCCCUAGGGAGAAAGAACCCCAGCCAUCCACACUAAGAGCAAGGCAGGGGUAGAGAGACAAGAGAAAGUCUAGGAAGCUUGUGACUGAAGGCUGUUAGAGGCCAGGACCCCACCUUUCCAGCCCUCAGCCACUCCCUCCCCACCCUGCAGAGUGGCACCGAAUGGCAUGGCUAGGUGAGGUAGCCAUACCUGUAGCAUCUGGAGCAGGCAGGGCUGCCUGGCAAGGUACCAUGGCCAAGUGCCCAUUCCCAGGCACUCUGCAUGGUCUCCACUCUGUGCUCAUGAUUUGGAGGUCGGGAAGGGCCCUGGGAGACCCAGAGUGACAGAGGAAGAGAGACUUAGAGAGAAGAAAUAGGGAAGAACUGGAGAGGCAGAAAAAAAAACCCAGAAGAGCCCUCACCAGGGAGGGGGCUGGCAGGGAGAGACACAGAGAGAUAACACUGGGUGGGAGAAAAGCCAAUCACGGGAGCAGGAAAGGGAGAGCAGAACGCUGCCCCAGCACCCCCUGCUCUCAUCCCUCUACCUCUUGCUGGCCCUACUUGUCUGCCAAAUGGUACUGGGUGGGUCAUGCUUCAGAGAGCUUUGCUUCUUACUCCAAGCCUGCCCAAGGGGCAGAACCCCAAACAGACCAACAUCCUGUAUACAUAGUAUACAUAGGCACGUGGGCCAUUGGAUAAAGGCCAUGCAUUUGCCAAAAAGACACAGGGAUAAUCUGAACCUGUGGAUAAUCAAGGCACAGAAACAUACUCAGACUCCCAGUACAAGAAGGUCCCCAAAGUUUCCACUCCACCCCUUCCACUCCACUUCACUCCCUACCCCCUUGUCAACUAUUGUAGUAGAUGGAAAGUCCUUCUCUACUUCUAACAUUUGUCUCUCAAGCUGCAGCCACUGGGAAGCUCUGGGAGCUCCCCAGGAAUGGAGGUGCUGAUGGCAGCAGAGGGUGAAGCCCCAGGGUGGAGCAGAAAUGGAGGAUGGGGAAAUAGGAGGGCAAGAGAGGGAAGGGACAGCUGCCUGCUCUCUCCACGCCAGGUGCCACGUGCUGUGGCAUGGCUGGCUCCUGCUCUGCUGUUUACCAGCUGGGAGAGGGAGCAAGAGGAGGUGCCAGGGAGCCUCCCCACUGCAGCCUGGCUCCUGGCCAGCUGGCCUGUUGGGUAACCAGGAGAGCUAGGCCCAGCUAAUCAAACUCUGGGCUGAGGCUGUGCAGGAAAGAAGUGGCAUCCAGGACCUGUGGAAGCCUUGUCCCUCUGCUCUCUGCAGAACCCUUCCUUAGUGCAGGCCCCAGCUGUGCAUCCACCUGGCCUGGGGGAUCUCCUUCCCCCAGCUAGUGCGGUACAGGGUCUCUCCUCCCCUCUCCCCUCCCAUUGCUCCUUUGCCUCUGCACACUCCUCCAGGCCAGUCCUCUGGCCCCCAGUAAACAGGAAGAUAUGGAGGCAUCAGAGAGUCAAGGAAAUCUACGGAAGGGCAGCAAGGUGCAGGGGCUAAGCAGGCAGAGGCCUCAAGGAACUGAGGAACCACUGGGUUGAGUCUGACCUCAUCUUGGAGAAGAGGUACAAUCUCCACUCCCACCCCUCCAAAUAGGCCAUCUCUCCUCCAUCUCCUCCCUCUCCAUCUCCCUUGCUCCUGUUGCAUGUCUUGGUCAGGUAGAAAGUACAUGAUUCUGAAGUAACAAAGACCUGUAUUCAAAUCGCAGCUCAGCUGUAUACUGUCCUUGGGAAAGUCAUUAGUAUUUUUAUCACUUAGCUUGUGGGUAAAUCUGGAAUAAUUAUGUUUCCCUCAUGGGGGAAGUUGUGAGGAUCAAAGAAAAUCACAGGCCCUCUUGCUGGCCCUACUUGUCUGCCAAAUGGUACUGGGUGGGUCAUGCUUCAGAGAGCUUUGCUUCUUACUCCGAGCCUGCCCAAGGGGCAGAACCCCAAACAGACCAACAUCCUGUAUACAUAGUAUACAUAGGCACAUGGGCCAUUGGAUAAAGGCCAUGCAUUUGCCAAAAAGACACAGGGAUAAUCUGAACCUGUGCCUGGCAUAAUGUGCCUGGCAAAGGGCCCAGAACAUAGUAGGUGAUCAAUAAAAGCUAGUUCCCAUCCCUUCACGUAACCUAUUUCUCCUCAAGACCCCAAACUCUGUUCCUCUGGUCUCUCCCCUUGUCCCCUUGUGGUGCCAGCACGCUCUGCCAGCCACUCCUUUCCCCUGCCCACAGACGGGCCAGGCGCACCCUCCCUUCACCCUCCUCCCUCCCCUGGGCCCUGCUCCCUGCCCUCCUGGGCAUCCAGGGCAGCAAGGACGGUGCCCAGGGAGCUGCCCCAUGGAAAGGACCCCACAGAGAUGCCACCGAGCCUCACAGGAGCUGCUGGCUGCCAAGAAGACUCACACCUCUGCACCCUAUCCCUGGACCACCCCCUGCUGAGAAGGACAGGGAGCGGCAAAGCCCACAGCUCAGUCAUGAGAACACAAAUUGAAGUGAUCCCUUGCAAAAUCUGUGGGGACAAGUCAUCUGGGAUCCACUAUGGGGUUAUCACGUGUGAGGGGUGUAAGGGCUUCUUCCGCCGGAGCCAGCAGUGUAACGCGGCCUACUCCUGCACCCGCCAGCAGAACUGCCCCAUCGAUCGCACUAGCCGAAACCGCUGCCAGCACUGCCGUCUGCAGAAGUGCCUGGCACUGGGCAUGUCUCGAGAUGCUGUCAAGUUUGGCCGAAUGUCCAAGAAGCAAAGGGACAGCCUGCAUGCUGAAGUGCAGAAACAGCUGCAGCAGCAGCGGCAGGAGCAAGUGGCCAAGACCCUACGUGCAGGGGGCCAAGGAGCUGACGCCCUCACUUGCCCCUUGGGGCUACCCGACGGGCAGCUGCCCCUGGGCUCCUCGCCUGACCUGCCUGAGGCCUCUGCCUGUCCUCCUGGUCUCCUGAGAUGCCCAGGCUCCGGGCCCUCCUUCUGCAACAGCUUGGCCAAGGCCAAGCUCAAUGGGGCCUCAUACCACCUCGAAUACAGCCCUGAGCGGGGCAAGGCUGAGGGCACAGAGAGCUUCCAUAGCACAGGCAGCCAGCUGGUGCCUGUCAGAUGUGGACUUCAUUUUGAGGGCCCCAGGCAUCCUGGGCUUGGGGAACCAGGACAGGGACCAGACAGCUACUGUAGCCCCAGUUUCCACAGCACCCCAGGGGCACCUUAUGCCUCCCUGACAGAGACAGAGCACCUGGUGCAGAACGUUUGCAAGUCCUACCGAGAGACAUGUCAGCUGCGGCUGCAGGACCUUUUGUGUCAGCGCACCAACGUCUUCUCCCGGGAGGAGGUGGCUGGCUACCAGAGGAAGUCCAUGUGGGAGAUGUGGGAACGCUGUGCCCACCACCUCACAGAGGCCAUUCAGUACGUGGUGGAGUUCGCAAAGAGGCUCUCAGGCUUUAUGGAGCUCUGCCAGAAUGAUCAGAUCGUGCUACUCAAAGCAGGAGCGAUGGAAGUGGUGCUGGUCAGGAUGUGCCGGGCCUACAAUGCUGACAACCACACAGUCUUUUUUGAAGGCAAAUACGGUGGCAUGGAGCUGUUCCGCGCCUUGGGCUGCAGCGAGCUCAUCAGCUCCAUCUUUGACUUCUCCCGUUCCCUGAGUGCCUUGCGCUUUUCCGAGGAUGAGAUCGCCCUCUACACAGCCCUUGUCCUUAUUAAUGCCAACCGACCAGGGCUCCAGGAAAAAAGGAAAGUAGAACAGCUGCAGUACAACUUGGAGCUGGCCUUCCAUCAUCAUCUCCACAAGACUCAGCGCCAAGGCAUCCUGGCAAAGCUGCCACCCAAGGGGAAGCUUCGGAGCUUGUGUAGCCAGCAUGUGGAGAAGCUUCAGACCUUCCAGCAUCUCCACCCCAUCGUGGUCCAAGAUGCUUUCCCCCCGCUCUACAAGGAACUCUUCAGCGCUGAAACUGAGUUGCCUGAGGGGCUGUCCAAGUGACUGAGGAUGGACUCCUUUCCCUUCCCUAGAGCCUGCUGGGCCACCUCCCUGGACCCCCUCUCACCCUCAGCCUUUUCCUUUCCUGUGCCCCCAGGAGGGUGGACCCUGUCUAGUCUUUGGGGGUGAGCAAAUGCUGAGACUGGCUUUCUGCCCAUAGCUUUCCUGGCAGUGGGCCAAGAGCCAGAGGCUUGGGUGGAGGAACCCCAUCUCCUGCCUUCACUUUGCUCUGUCUCCUUUCCCAUGCUCCAUCACCCCCAGCUUCUGGGAGGCCUGGGGUGGAUAUAAGGACCUCUAGGAGGACCAAGUUGUCCUUAGGGCAACAGGAGGAUCUGGGACACACUGGAUGAAUGGAACUCAUCUUUGGGCUCAGAAGCUAAGAAUAGGCCUUUGAAAUACCUCAUUGCGUUUCCCUGUGGGCUUCAGCUGAGGUAGAUGCAUCAAGCUCAGAGACUGGCCUCUGGAGCCCAGAAGGACUUGUGUGUAACAUGAAUCGGGGUCUUUAGAUUUUCUGCCUUCCCUCUUCCUCCCAGCUCAGCAAGGAAGUGGUUGGGUACCCUGUCCUCUUCCUGGGGCUUUAAAACAAAUUGGAUUUAUGGAGGGUAAGGAUGGGGUAGGGGUAAAGGGCUGGGGAUAAUUUUUUAUGGGGUUUGGGUAUAGCGACAGGGUACAAUGAAGGUCAAGAGCAUCACAGGCAAAGAGAGAAUUCAAACCUCUUAUGUGCACUUUAAAAAUCAACUUUAGGGGUUAGCACAAAUCUGAGAUACAUGUCCACAUUACAGAUGAAAACACAUAUUCACAGACUCAACCUGCAACUAUGUGGUUCUAUAGAUCCACAUUUAAUCUGACAAUCUCUGAUUUCCUUGAGGACACAGCUCAGAGACGUUUAGUGGCCUCAGGGAAGAGUCCCAAUUCUGAGGGGGCCUCAGAAUACUUUCAUGGGGCCCCUGGGGUGGUCCAAACUCUAUCCCAGCCCCAGCUGCCUCCCAUCAUGAGAAACCCAGAGAGACGCAGAAAUGUCUGGACACUGCUCAGUCAAAAAGGCCAAGGACAGACCCUCAGAGGACUGUCUGGGCCCUGCCUUCCAGCCUUGUUUUCAUGGAGAAAAGAGGCAGAUGUAAUCCCACUGCUCUGUGACUGGGCACCAGCAGGGAGAAGGAGACCGACGAGCAGGGCAGAGACCUGCGAUCCCACCCCAGAACUUCUCUUGGCUUUAUAAACAGCUGUGAGCCCUCUUCUGAGGGAUAAACAGCAGAUGGUAGGGAGAGAGUAUGCUCCUGUAGGAGGAGGGGUUUAGUUGGGUGAACAUAAACCCCAACUUGUGCCAUUCCUUAUAAAAUUAUUUUAAAGGCCAGAAGUGAUAUGUCUGAGGGUCAUGGGAGCCUUAAAUAGGAUUACCUACAUGCUGCCCUCCAGUCUCAUUCCUGUGUGGAGAGACCUAGGUUGCCAAUCCAGCAAUCCAUCCAUUGCAAGAGCAUAAAGAUUCUAUCACUGGCUCUGAGCAGUUCCCCAGUGAGGCUUGGAGCUUAUCCAAAGGAACCCCCACCAGAGUCUCCAACUUAGCUCUAGGGCAGAUGAUGCUCUGGACUGAGAACUUUCCCUACAGAUGAUACCCACAGGGGACACUUAGACUGAGUUGUUGCACAGAAGUGCCCCACAUCUAGGGAACCAAAAGACAACCUAAAGGAAGUGCUUGGCCCCAGAGCACCCCAAAGGGGAAUCAAGAUGUCCCAGAGACCCUUUUGGGUGGCCCAGCAGCCUCUACCUCCUAACCCCUCCUGGGACCCCAGAGCCUCCCUCUGCACUUCCUCCCCCCCACUUGCCAUCCUGUAGUGGUGCUUGCUGCAGCAGCGGGGUUGCUGCAGACUCAUUCUUGCCGGGUUUUAAAGAGAGAGAGAAAAAAAAAAGGAGAAAUGC